CACGCGCUGCAUAUCGUCGUGGGACAGGCCGCUGCAAAGACCAAUGCUGGCGAAGAAAUUUGCAUAAUGAGCUCACCAACCCGCAUGAAGUUCCCUGGCGAGGACUUCUUUCACCCAGGCUUUACACCGGCGGGGUUCACGCCAACCACAGCUUCAGAAGAUGAAGUUUUGACCUCGCGGCUGGAGCCACAGGCGAUACCGAUUAUCACAAGAAAGCCAGUCCCCAGCGCAUCUCAACAGACCUUGAGCACGAGCUCAAAACCGAAUCCAUUAGCAAUGAACCCUGUGCUAACGUCCUCGCCGGAGGCAGCAAUGGAGGAAUCAGCCGUCACCGGAAGUGGAGAGAAAAGGGGUUUGGGUUUGGGUCUGGCCCAGGUGUCUAAUGCAGAAACUACAUUGGUUGUUCCUGUCCAGAACUUGCUAUCAUCGGAGAGCCCGACGGAGGAGGUUUCCACUCUGGACUCUGCGUACGGUGACUCCUCCGCUGUCUCCGCGAACCCAUCACAGCCGUCACCACCAGCUCCAUGGCCGGCGAUGCCGCAUGUGCAGAAGGAUUAUGCUUUUUCUCAGCUACAUGGUAGUGACGCGCCUUCACAAGAGGCCUCCCAGCCCGUCUCUCCCAUUAGCGAUUCAGACUAUUUCGAUUCCACGCAGGCAAGCAGGGCAAACUCGCUAGCCCACAGAGUAUCGCAUCGGACAGUAGCACCAACAUCCGCAACAUCAGAUGCGCCAAUGCCACCACUUCCCAUAAAACAUCAAAAGCUGCCAGAUGAAGGUGAACAGCGGGAAAAGGUUCAUGGUGAGCAUAGUAACGGACGGGAAACUACAACUCCGGUUCAGGAGAACCGCCGCUCAACUAACAACUGGCCAUUGGGACUUUACUUUGAUGGUCCUUCAGAUGAUAUCAACCCCAAAGCUGCGGUUGAUGAACUGCCAGCGGUUGAACAAAGCCAGUCUCACACAGCUCUGAAUGUCAAGAGCCCUUCAAUUCUUGAGGCACCACCCCCUUCACAACUACGUGCACCGAACACCCAACAGCAGAUGUUUGGAUCACAGAAGGCGUCACAGCAGUACCAGCCGACAUUCUCACCUCACCGAUCCUCGCAGACUUUCAUUCCAUAUCGGGCAUCUCACCCACAGUACGCGACUCAAGCUCCAUUCGAUACGAGAUUCUCACUCCCGCCAGUCUCAAUGCAACUAGAACGGCCGCCUAUGAAUUCGCAGCAAUCAAGAUAUUCAUCCGCCACAAUGGGUGGGACAACCCCUUUCUUGCACCACAACGACGAAGAGGGCUUUUUCGAUUCGCGCACGAAGGAACCUAACCGCAAAGAUACGGCAACCUUUUCAACCGCCGGAUCUUCUCAUUCAAUAUUUACCAGUUUCCGGGCAUCAUGGCUUCCGGAAAUUCUCUGGGUCUUACUAUCUAUCACCUGCUUAGGCAUCAUUGCCGUAAUACUAAGCCGCUUCGACCAAGAACCACUCCGAGAAUUCUCAUUACCAAUUACUCUGAACACCCUCGUCGCCUUUUUCAUAACUAUCUGCCACGCCGCUCUGAUAUUUCCAGUGGCUCAGGGGUUGAGCCAGCUGAAAUGGAACUGGUUUGCCACAAAAGACAGAAGCUUGGCUGACUUCCAGGCAUUCGAGGAUGCGAUAACAGGCCCAGUUGGUGCCGUUAAGCUUUUGAUUGCUACAAAGGGCCGUGUCUUGAACCUCGUUCUUGUAGUUAUAUUGCUAUUGGGUCUGGUCACAUCGGCGAUGACUCAAAUGAUUAUUGCCUACCCAACCCGCCUCGCCAACCGCUCCGCCGUGCCACAGGUCUUCAGGGCAGAAGCAUAUCCAAGCAACAACAAUCAGGCCACUUCGGUGCCAGAGUUGGAUAGGCGCCAGAAGCAAAGCAUACAGAAUGGCAUCUACAACCCUGUCGAUGAGCCUAUCAUAAACUUGGCACCAGUCUGCAGAUCCAAGGAGUGCGAGGUCCAGAAGUUCAGCUCUCUCGCGGUUUGUUCACGGACAGAGGAUAUAUCCAAUCGACUCCAGAUAUCAGCUGAUUCGCUGGCCGACGAAUUGAGUACACGCCUUGGCCUGGACAGCUCUCGACAAGUCCGCAACGCAAGCUUGAGUAACGGAGCAUACCUAACCGGCUCGACCGACACAUAUAACGUCAACAUAACCUCUCCCCUUUUGGUAUACGACGAUACCAAGCCAGCAAAUAUAUCUUUCGCCUUCUCAGAUCAGCCUAAUUUGAUGGCGGCAGCAAUCUCCAAUAUAUUCAUCAUAUACACAAAGCAAGCAUCGUUCCAGGAACCAGGCUCUCCCUCUCCAGUGUCAGACACGGCGUUUGGUGCCAUGGAGAUUCUCUUUCAUUUCUGUGUCGCAGAUUAUACAGUUAGAUCCGGCAUCGGGAUGGACCAGGGAAUUACCCCAUUCAAAACCCGAGUAGGGGAAAGGACGAUAGUUCUAUCAGAGGCCGGGGAGGACUACAGGGUUGAUCGCAAUUCGGCAGCAGCACUAAUGCGGUACAUGACAUCUACGUUCUACGGCACAUUUUCCGCGGCCAUGGGCUCCGGCGCCGUCGGCCACACGAGCACGAGCGACGCUCUUGGUCUCAGCAUGUUCGGCGCUUCCUCUCAAACACUGCCCGAAAGUGACCGUCUUGCCGCUGUGCGGAACCUUACACAGAAUGUGGCAACAAGCUUGACGAAUACGAUACGGACCCAAGGCAUACAGAUUUCUGCUGCUUCCAUUGAGCAAGAAACCUACAUUUCGAUCCGAUGGGGUUGGUUUGCCUUCCUGGUCGUGCAAGUCGUCCUGGCUGCCGGCUUCUUGGGUGGUGUCAUCAUGGAGACAAUCUUGCUCGACGUUCGCGUGCUCAAGAGCUCUGCUCUCGCCGGAAUGUUUGCCGUCUCAGCCGAGGACCGCAAGCUGCUGGAAGUUGAGGGUAUCGGCAGGGUACACGAAGGUCACGUCAUGGCCACAGCUAUCAAGGCUGAUGGCAUCAGGGGCCGGUUUGUCUGUAGUGGAGAGAGGGAGGGUUGGGUUCUGGACCUGGGUGUUCGCUAA
Pyricularia pennisetigena is the source of this 3060-nucleotide messenger RNA. RefSeq lists its product as uncharacterized. Lineage: Eukaryota; Fungi; Ascomycota; Sordariomycetes; Magnaporthales; Pyriculariaceae. The record is from RefSeq and is a predicted model, not a curated record. The annotation marks the transcript as partial. The transcript is spliced from 6 exons.